This is a messenger RNA of Chrysemys picta bellii (western painted turtle), 3325 nucleotides long. It is a transcript of the gene LDB3, whose product is annotated as LIM domain binding 3. Gene Ontology annotation, biological process: heart development; actin cytoskeleton organization; muscle structure development. Gene Ontology annotation, molecular function: muscle alpha-actinin binding; actin binding. The record is from RefSeq and is a predicted model, not a curated record. NCBI's taxonomy places the organism in Eukaryota, Metazoa, Chordata, Testudines, Emydidae. Gene Ontology annotation, cellular component: filamentous actin; stress fiber; adherens junction.
AGUGUUUGGUUACAAGCCUUUUAUGGGCCCCAGCUCAGCUGGGAUAUCAGUAUCUGUAUUAUAGCUCCUAUCUAUUCUUAGGUGGCACUUCAGCAGGACUGAGCAGAGCCUUUUUGGUGACCUGCGUAAAAGAGUUACAAAAUGUCUUACAACGUGACUCUAAAUGGACCUGGACCAUGGGGUUUCCGACUGCAAGGGGGAAAGGACUUCAACAUGCCCUUGACCAUAUCCAGAAUCACCCCUGGCAGCAAAGCAGCCCAGUCCCACAUGAACCAGGGGGACCUUGUGGUAGCCAUUGAUGGAGUCAACACAGAUGGCAUGACCCACUUAGAGGCCCAGAACAAGAUCAAAUCAGCCAGCUACAACCUGAGCCUUACCCUUCAAAAAUCUAAACGCCCAGUUCCAGUUCCAACAGCCACACCUAAAGUUGACUCUCCCAGGCCUGUAAUUCCCCAUCAGAAGGACCCUGCUUUGGAAAUCAGUGGCAACAGAACAACCUUCAGUCCUCUAACUAGCACAGCGACUGGGCCUUUGGGUAGUAUUUUAGCCACCAAUGGAACAUUUUCAGGCUACCUCAGCAAGCAGGAGAUCAGCUGUUCAAAUAGCUCUUCCUUCUUAAAGACCACUGCAGUUAGAACUUCCAUGGCCUCUCUAUCUGUGACACCUGACAUUUCACCUGCAAAGAGUAACCUAGGUUCAAAACUAAGUCCUGUGUUCACUGAUGGCAGUAGUCCUAAACACCAGCUGAGCCCUGCAAGGCAAUAUAACAACCCCAUUGGCCUUUACUCAGCAGAGACUCUAAAGGAAAUGGCUGAGAUGCAUAAAUUAAGUCUCAAACGAAGGGCUUCAGAAGGUGGACUUCCUAGAGGCACUGAGUAUGUGGAACGCUUCAACCCUAAUGUCCUGAAGGACUCUGCCCUGUCUACACACAAACCCAUUGAGGUGAAAGGCCCGGGUGGCAAGGCCACUAUAAUUCAUGCCCAGUAUAACACCCCGAUCAGCAUGUAUUCCCAGGAUGCUAUCAUGGAUGCCAUCGCAGGCCAGGCACAGGCCCAAGGUGGUGAACUUGCUGGUGAAUCUCCGUUGGCUAGCCUUCCUGUUAAAGAUCCUCACAUAGAUAGUGCCUCUCCGGUGUAUCAGGCUGUGCUUAAAACUCAGAACAAGUCUGAGGAUGAGCUUGACGACUGGACUCGCCGUUCUGCCAAUCUGCAGUCCAAGUCUUUCCGCAUCCUUGCCCAGAUGACCGGAACGGAGUACAUGCAAGACCCGGAUGAAGAAGCCCUGAGGAGAUCAAGUGGCAAGGAAAAUGUUGCUGCAGCAGCUGAAAACAGCCCUACAGGUUCUCAUCAUGUGGCACAGUAUGUGACCUCAAGUGUUUGGCAUCCUCCUAAGUCACGCACCAUGGAUGCCAACAUUGACAAAGCUAAGCCAGUGGCCUCCAAGGGUUCCGUGAGGUUUGGAACGGGUACAAGUCAAAGGGAAGCCAGUUACAUCAGGACUGGCCAGAAAGCCCCUCUUACUUCAUCCAAUAAUCAAAGUACCCCUGUUGAGCAUGCGCCAGUGUCUACCAGCUCUGCCUCUGCUCCUGUGCCAGUUGCUUCAGCCAAUCAGUCUGCUACUGCUACUCAAAACACAUCCAGUCAGAUGACACCACCAUCAGCCACUCCCAUCUCUGUAGUACAAGAUUCCUUCUCUUCCUCUUUCCAAAGCUUCAACCGGCAUUCUUCCACCUCCAUCAGCUACCAGUCAAAAAAGAGAGGUACGGGCCAGUCCUAUACAUCAACACCGGUUUCCCAGGGUACCGCUUCUUCCUCAGGCUACAGUGAAAGUCCAGUUCCUGCUCCAAAACCAAGAGUUGUCACUACUGCUAGCAUAAGGCCCUCUGUCUACCAGCCAGCGCCAGCACCGGCACAAGCACCAGUGCAUUCUUAUGCACCAGGCAAGGCUGAUCCUUCAUGCCGCCCUCCUUGGGUAACAGAUGACUCCUUUUCCCAGAAAUUUGCACCUGGAAAAACCACCACCUCUGUUACCAAACAUACCCUGCCACGGGGUGCUCCAGCACCAUCUCCUGCCUCAACUUCAGCCUACUCGUCUCCUUCAAUACCAGCCUCUUCCCAGACUCCUGCUGUAGCCCGGGGAACAAUUCAAAGGGCUGAGCGUUUCCCAGCCAGCAACCGAACUCCUCUCUGUGGACACUGUAACAGCAUCAUUCGGGGUCCUUUCCUGGUAGCCAUGGGUCGUUCCUGGCACCCAGAGGAGUUCAACUGUGCUUACUGCAAGACAUCUUUAGCAGAUGUGUGCUUUGUGGAGGAGCAGAACAGUGUGUACUGUGAGCGCUGUUAUGAACAGUUCUUUGCACCAACCUGUGCCAGAUGCCAUACCAAGAUCAUGGGGGAAGUGAUGCAUGCUCUAAGGCAGACUUGGCACACGACUUGCUUUGUCUGUGCUGCCUGUAAGAAACCGUUUGGGAAUAGCCUCUUCCACAUGGAGGAUGGGGAGCCCUACUGUGAGAAAGAUUACAUUGCUUUGUUCAGCACAAAAUGCCAUGGCUGUGAUUUUCCUGUUGAAGCAGGAGAUAAAUUCAUUGAAGCCCUUGGACACACUUGGCAUGAUACCUGCUUUAUUUGUGCUGUGUGCCAUGUGAAUUUGGAAGGUCAGCCAUUUUACUCCAAGAAAGAUAAGCCACUGUGCAAGAAACAUGCUCAUGCCAUCAAUGUCUAAAAGAAGACCUGGAAGCUACUGGCACUGUGAGAAAAUUGGCAACGAACUGAGAAAUUGCAAAAAGGAUAACCCCAACUGACAUUUCUCAUUGAGGGGAGGGUAGGAAGGCUAGGAAGCUAUUGAACACUUCUGAAGUAUAACUUUAAUCACUUUUAUAUUUGCAGAGCAUUUUUUUGCAUGGUCCAUACAGAAAGCUGAAUGAACACUCAAUGGCAAAUUAGUCAAUCUGAGUCAAAUAUUACUGCAAAAGUUAGAACAAAAAUUAAAGAGAUUAAAAUUAAUUUUAAAAAAUGUUUUAUGUAAAAAUAAGUAAUAAAAAUACCCAGACCAGCCUUAGAGCUGAGACCAUACACUAGUGUUUAAAAACAAUUAAAAAUAAUUCUUGAAAUUUGUUACAAGAAAAUAUUAAAUGCCAAAAUAUUAAUUGUAAAAUAAUGUAUAGAAUCAUAGCUUUUAAAUUAAGAUAAGUAGAUCAGGAUUUCCUCACCAAAAAGGAAGUAUUAUUCCAUUAUUUAUGUCAUGGUGCUAUAUCCAAGCAUCAAUUUUUUGAAUGAACUAGAGCAGGGGUCGGCAACGGUUGGCACACGGCUCGCCAGGGUAAGCA